This is a messenger RNA of Rangifer tarandus platyrhynchus (Svalbard reindeer), 309 nucleotides long. NCBI's taxonomy places the organism in Eukaryota, Metazoa, Chordata, Mammalia, Artiodactyla, Cervidae. The record is from the annotation of a GenBank genome assembly.
AUGGUGAACCGUAGCAUCUCACCUUUCCAGACGGCUCUUCACACGCCCCUUCCAAGAGGCGGGGCCUCCGGACAGGCUGGGCCAGGGCCAAGUGUGGACGUGCUCUGGACACGAGCGCUGGCCCUCCUGCGGCCCGGAGCACGUCCCGUCCUGCGGUUCAGCGGGGCUGCCCACGGGGCCGGGGCAGACGGGCACGGCCCGGCCCAGCAUGACCACGGAGCCCAGUUCUGCAGCCUCAGCCUCUCGCGCGACGGGCCACAGGCCCAAGCCGGGACCCACAGGAGGGACUCUCACAGCCAAACCCCCUGA